This is a messenger RNA of Ostreobium quekettii, 2451 nucleotides long. The record is from the annotation of a GenBank genome assembly. NCBI's taxonomy places the organism in Eukaryota, Viridiplantae, Chlorophyta, Ulvophyceae, Bryopsidales, Ostreobiaceae.
AUGUCGUGGGCUCCGCAAGGAAGCGGCUGGGCUGGAGCCCCUGGCGGCCAGGAUGAGCUGGCGGCCCGCCUUGGUCAACUCGCGCUGCGCGCUGGCGCUGGCAGCGACCCAUCGCACAUGGUGUCCGCAGGCACGCAUCCCCCAGCCCUGGCCUCGGAGCACCUGCUGUCCCAAGCAAGACAUAACCACUUCUAUCAAGGGUCCGGGCUGCAGGCUUUGCCUGUGCAAGGCGGUGUCCACUUAUCGAAUAUGAAGCAGGCAAGACUGCCUCUGAGUGUCAGGGGAGGGGCCAACUCUGUGCCUGUGGUGAAUGCUGGCUUGUUGCACGCUGCACACCUUGGUGGUGGACGGGUUGGGACUGGGCUUCCGCUGGGUGUGGACCGCCACUCGCGAGCUGCAGCACAAGGCAUCAACUUGCCAGGCUCGCAGCAGCACAGCCAGGCAGCGCUCCUGGCUCUGCAGAGCCAGCUGGCUGCUCAACUGCAGCAGCAGGGGUACACAGGUACGAUCGCGGCUGUCCCUUCGAUGGUGCAGCAACCACCAUUGAUGUAUGGCCAGAUGCCCACUGCUGCGGCAGCAAAUCAGGCGAAUAUGAUCGCCGCAGCUGCGGCGACCGCAGCAGCACAAGUAACAAGCAUGCGGACUGCAGCAGGCCUUGCAGCACGAACUUCGGUUGGCACGGGUCAAGUCAAGCGACAGAUGCUUGAUGCGGAUUUGCCAGGCGUAGGCCAGAGAAUUGCUUGGAAUGCGAAUGGCCUUUCCCAGGGGUCGUUUCAGGCGCCAAGCAGUGCGCAGAAUGCGCUGCAGGGAUCACUGGUCUCUCAGCUUGCUCUUGGUGGGGCUGCUGGACUGCAGCUGCAGCAGCUUGCCCAGGGUGCAGGCCUAGGGCAUGGCGUGGGUCCUGCUCUGAACAAUGGCAGGGCUGAGUUGGGUCUCGGGACACUUGGACAGUUGGGGGUAGGGGUUUGGGGGCAGGGCAUCACUUCCCAAGCCGGUGUUACAGCGGUUGAAAACCUGCAGACUGCAGGCCUUCAUGCACCGUCGAUAAUGGCUACUGCUCCGAUGCUGCCCAUUUUGGGGGAAGACCUUGCAAAGCCGACAAUGCACCAAAGCCAGGGAGGGUUGACAGGCCUUGCCCCAGGAGGCCUUCGCUUGCUGCAUUCGGCUCCAACAGCGUUGCAGUCGGCAGCGUCUCUGGAUUCUUCGUCUGUGAAGUCUUGCGAUACAGGAGUGACAGUGGGGAGCACUGCUGGUGGUUCCCCUAAGUUAUUGUCAGACCUGCAUGCCCAGAAGGUCAAAGCUGCCGAUGGGGCAGCAACCUCUGCGGCGAUGGGAGCCCUUGAUGUUUCCACCUUGACUCAAGCACAGGUGAAUGCUCUUAUGAAUGCACAGACUGAGGAGAUCCGCCUGUUGGCUGCACAGCUUGGUUUUUUGGGCCGACCUUCUGCUGUCUCUACUGCCGUGUCAAGUGGCCCUGCUGCGGGCGUUCCUGUGUCAGGUGUGGCACAGUCAGGCAGCGGAGGCGGCGCACACAGGGAGAGGGAUGUGAGCACCUUGAAGACACUGGGCCAGAUGCUGGCCAGAACGGGGAACACUGUGGAGAGUGCAGUGCAGACGGGGCUCCUUGGGGGGUGUAAUGCUGAGGAUGUGAAGGUUGUGUGGGAGGCAUAUGCUGUUGAGUUGGCUGGGAUAAAGCCAGCCGCCAGCCUGGGGUCCGCGUGGCGUGUUGAGCUGCCGAAGGGCAGACACCUGGGCACCUCAGUGCUGUCAGCUUCUAACCUUGUUGCACAGCCUGCAACCCGUGAGAACGUGGGUGGGGUGAUCGGGGAUAAGAGGAAUACCCUUAGUCAGGUAGGGGAUGCAGCAGUUCCUCCCCAAUCGUCAGUUGUCGCUGGAGCUGCAAACACCUCAGCAGGCACACCUGCCACGUGUGAGCUAGAUGGCCCUCCGCUGGCCACUCAGCCAGAGGAGGAAGAAGGGGAACCCAACUGGGACGAAGUGUUUGAGACUGGAGAAAACAUGGUGCCAUCCCAGGUCAUUUCUGCCGUGAAUGAUGGAACCGUAGAUCUCACAACCGCUGGUUUGAAGAUGCCCUCUGAAGGGGCCUUCAAUGCCUUCAGUUAUGGGUUUUUUGGUGAGACUGGGGAUUCUUGUGGGGAGUUGCUGGAGGACGACUUGGAAGCUCUUGAGAAACAAGAGAGUGGCGACGUUGUUGACGCUGAUGAUGGCGAACAAAACCCCACAGUGUGGGAGACAUUGGCAGGAGAAGGGGAAGAACUUCACAGCGAACCAGUGAAGGAAUCCCAAGGUGUUGACACAGAAGAUGAAAACAAGCAGGGGCUGGGAAAAACAAAGGGUGACGGAUCAUGUGUUCAGGCAGGCGGGGAUACUGCACUUGCCGACGUGGUGAGCAGCAUGUCUGCCAGCUUAGUACAGGCUAAGCCAAUGUAA